AGCAGACAUCAGCAGGUUGACUUGAGUUAACACCAAAUAUAAAAUCUAGUGUGAAUUAUAAUUAUGAGCAGCAUGGAGACUAACAAACGUGGACCAAUGACCAUCGCAGUGUCUGAAAUAUUGCUGAUUAACAUGGAGAAGCCAGGAGUGGCAUUUCCCUUCAUAAAGGCCUUGGUGAACGUGAAUGACCAUUUCCACGAGCUUUACCCAGACAGUGAGUUUCCAUUCCACAUUGCACUGAUGACUAAGAACCAGGCUCAGAAGCAACGCCUAAGAAACCACCUCAACAAGUUAGGCUUAAGUCAGGUUUCAAUCCAUCAGGAUGACUACAGCAGCAAACCUGAACCGAAAGUACUCUACCUCUCCGAAGACCCUGGCAAAGCAGAGGAAGCCAUUAAAACAGGGCAUGCAGCUGCCAUCAUGUUCCCUAAUGACAUGGGAAACCAAUGGAAUGAAGACAGAGAGCUUUGCGUGGCAUUUGACGGAGAUGGCGUCCUGUUCUCUGAUGAGUGUGAGAUUGUUUAUGUGGAGGAAGGGAUGGAAGCCUUCAAACAAAAUGAGAAGGAUAAAGAGGACAUCGCUAUAGAAAAGGGUCCCCUGAAGUGCUUCCUGGAGGCUCUCAGUGACCUGCAGAAUAAGCUUCCUAGCGAGAGCUGGUCUAAAGUGCAGACCUACCUGGUGACAUCCCGCAACCCGCUCAUUAGUGGCACCAGGGCUCUGAAGACCCUGACCACAUGGCAGGUGGACAUCAGCCAGGCUUUCUUUGUCUCCAGGGCCCCCAAGGCGUCACUCUUGGCCACGAUCCGCCCGCACAUCUUCUUCGAUGACAAGAGGACGCACAUUGAUAAGGCGCGUGAGCUGGGGGUCAUCUCUGCCCACGUGCCUUAUGGGAAAGGAUAUGCGACCGAGGGUGCCUGCAAGAAGUGAUAAACCAUGGGAACCAUGGGAAAGUUAGAAUGAGAAACUGAUGUAUUAUUCAUAUUUUUAUGAAUAUCUCAGUUGACUCAUGAUAUAUAUAUAGUCAAUGGUUUGUUUAAAGUGCUCAAAACAAGGAGUGCUCUAAUUUUAAUUAAUGCAAGCCUGUAAUGCUAUAUUUAAAUAUAAACCUUUAAAAACAUUGUUGUCAAAUUUGA
Molecule: messenger RNA, 1133 nt
Organism: Conger conger (European conger)
Lineage: Eukaryota; Metazoa; Chordata; Actinopteri; Anguilliformes; Congridae
Product: cytosolic 5'-nucleotidase 1A-like
Exons: 7
Coding region: 64-927 (287 amino acids)
Biological process (GO): adenosine metabolic process; nucleotide metabolic process
Cellular component (GO): cytoplasm; cytosol
Molecular function (GO): 5'-nucleotidase activity; magnesium ion binding; nucleotide binding
Source: RefSeq, a predicted model, not a curated record